UUCGUUCUGGGCUAAUAGAAAUAAUUGUUGUGAGGCUGCUCGUUGAAUCUUGUGCGACCGUUAACUAGACGUUUACCGCAAAUGUGUGCACAGCUCUUUCAAACGUGUGUGGGUCCGCUGUGGAACUGUGCCAGUUGACUGAUGGGCGAUAAAGGUGCAGUGAAGCGUAUGCGUGAAAGGGAUUUGACCAAGUCUACCAUCGUCUGAAAUCAACUUGUGAUAAACAUCUGAGAACAACACAAAGCAUCAAAUAUUCGCUGACCUGCGGAUCGAUCGAAAGAUGCCUGCAAAUUCCGCUCAAUCAAAAUCUACCGUCUCUUUAAGGAGAUAUCCAUCAGUUGGAAUAAUUACGUGUUUGUACUCUCUCGUCUUAUGUGCAUGGCAACGCCUUUGAGCGUCACACACGAGCAAAUGGGAAGUACCCCGAGGAAAGAAGACCACCACGUUAUAUAAUUCCCUGUGGAUUUUUUUUCGUCCAUCCAGUCGCUGAGGAAACUGCAAAGGGACCAACAAAAAAAAGCCAAUCGCUCGCAAUUCCAUCUGGACGGCUGUUGUUUCUUUCCAUCCUCCGCCUUUAUACUGGAAAAAUCUGUUACUGCCGCUUCACACCUGUUAGAGGAUAGUCCACUUAACUCAAGAUAAUCAAAAUGCGUCAAUCUGGUCUAGUCUUACUGUUGGUCGGUCUCUGCGUCUUUGUCACAUUCACUUCAGCAGGAGUGUUGGAAAAAAUUCCGAAAAGGAAAAAGUCGCCAUCGAAAUUGGGUGCGGGGCCUUUGGAGUGGCCGACAAACAGCUCGGCGGCCGUCGUGCCCAAUGCCGACGGUGGUCAACUGCGGAUAGACAUGUGCGAAGGCAACAUCGUCGUCCCCUUGUCUUCCUCUCGCAACGUCAAAAGGAAUUUCACGGUCAAAUCGACUCUGUUCCCGUUUAAACGCUCGACUCCUCUCAUCUGCUCUUGGAAUGUCAAGGUGAGCAAGAAUUGCCGCCGGGGAUUGGUGACGAUGACCAUUCACGAACGCAGUCGACUGGCGGGUGACGAAGGAUGUCUCAACGGAUUCUACAGCGUCUCUCCCUUCAUGGAUAACGUCAGAAUUUGCGGUCGCAUCAACUUUGUGCCGGCCUUCCAGUGGUACGUGGAAGACCAACAACCCGAAGUGACCAUCAACUUGAGACACGUCGGACUCGACGACGGAUACUCUGAAGGAUUGGCAUUCACCUUGUCAGGUGAAUGUCUGGCUGAAGGCUCGAACAUGACGCAAAGUAAAGCCAACCGAUCGUAUACGAAAUGGAUGCAACAGCUGCUGGACCAAUCUGCCAACUUUGGCGUACCCACACUGGUCGUACCAGACGACGAAGUUUACGCCACAACGGCCAGUCCAUUCUGGGCAUAUGAAGCAGAUGACACUGAACUGAACAUCGUCCAGUCCAACUUCACCAAACAGCCGACGAAAAUUGCUGCGCUGGAUUUCGAUCUGGAAACCCCGUGGCACGUCCUUAAAAACCAUUCGGCGCCAUUGAGAACUAUAGCGCCAUCACCCAUCACGACGACGACCAGUACGAAACCACCAAAGAUUCCAUCCAUCUCUCCCAACAUCAGCAGCAACGCCAAUAGUGUCGAACCGCAUCCCAUCAUCAACUUGAAUUACACAAUCCUCAACCAGACGGCCAUCAUCUCGUCGACCACCACCCCAAAACCUCCUCCCCCGGCCAAGCCCUUGAUUUCCAGCAGCCAUUUCAAUCUUGAGACUCCAUGGCACGUACUCAAAAACCAGUCGUUAAUGGCGCCAGCCAUUUCUUCUCCUCCAUUAAAGAAUAAGACCCAAAAUGUUUCCUUGAACGUCACUGCGGCUGCUGCUGCUAUCCAGACGGUAGAGACCAUUUUGUGGACUUGAAUGGUUUCCAUCUAAACCCCUUACUAUACUCCCCUGUUACAAUUUAUAGUUUGUUAUUGAAUUAAUUGCAACUUUUUUUAUUAUUAUUUUAGGAUUGAUUUCGUUAUUGUUUGAUGUUUUGCCUUAAUUAUUAAUUAUUAAGAUGUUGUUAAUUUAUCUAAUAAUAGCAAUAAAUUUUAUUUGGCCCAGUU
This is a messenger RNA of Daphnia pulicaria, 2083 nucleotides long. RefSeq lists its product as uncharacterized. The transcript has 10 exons. The record is from RefSeq and is a predicted model, not a curated record. NCBI's taxonomy places the organism in Eukaryota, Metazoa, Arthropoda, Branchiopoda, Diplostraca, Daphniidae. Bases 648 to 1892 code for a protein of 414 amino acids.